UUGGAGGUCUUGGUACUGUGUUGUGGCACUGGGGGUCCCCCAGUAGCAGUCCACAGGUAACAACAGAGGUUAUGGCAGCUUUCCACUGGGAAAUCUAGCCUGCAAAAGAUACCUUUGAGGUGAGAUGCAAGACACGUGGAGAGGAAGGAGCCACUAGAUCAGAUUAAAGUGGGGAGGAGAAAACCAAACCCAGAAGCAUCACUGACCGGGUAGAUUUUUCAAUAUGAAUCGUGCUUUUAGCAGGAAGAAAGACAAAACAUGGAUGCACACUCCUGAAGCCUUAUCAAAGCAUUAUAUUCCCUAUAAUGCAAAGUUUCUAGGCAGUACAGAAGUGGAGCAGCCCAAAGGCACAGAAGUUGUAAGAGAUGCUGUUAGAAAAUUAAAGUUUGCAAGACAUAUCAAGAAAUCUGAAGGCCAGAAGACACCCAAAGUUGAGUUACAAAUCUCAAUCUAUGGUGUAAAAAUUCUAGAUCCAAAAACAAAGGAGGUCCAGCACAACUGUCAGCUGCACAGGAUAUCCUUUUGUGCUGAUGACAAAACUGACAAGAGAAUAUUCACUUUCAUCUGCAAAGACUCAGAAUCCAAUAAGCACCUGUGCUAUGUGUUUGACAGUGAGAAGUGUGCGGAAGAGAUAACUUUAACAAUUGGUCAAGCAUUUGACUUAGCUUACAGGAAAUUUCUGGAAUCCGGAGGAAAAGAUGUUGAAACAAGGAAACAAAUUGCUGGUUUACAGAAAAGAAUUCAAGAAUUAGAAACUGAAAAUGCAGAACUGAAAAAUAAAGUUCAAGAUUUGGAAAACCAGUUAAGAAUAACACAAGUACAUGCAUCUCCACUGCUGCACAUAAAGUGUGAUAAUGAUGAACAUAUGUUUCAAAGACCCUCUACUUUUUUCUGGUGUAACAAUGAGGAUUCACCUCCUUGUUUAGAUAUCUCUUCCAUUACGCUUACUCCUAGGAGUUCUCCUGACUCUAGACUACCACCUGGAUUGUUAAUACCACCACCUUCAAAAAGUGGUCUUCCAAAGCCUGCCAGUGAAUACAGCUGCCCAAGACCUCGUGCAGGCAGUGUGACACCUAAAUCACCCUCCACUGACAUCUUUGAUAUGGUUCCCUUUUCUCCCAUAUCCCCUCAGUCAACAACACCUACUCGCAAUGGUACACAGCCUCCUCCAGUACCCAGUAGAUCUACAGAGAUCAAGAGAGACCUUUUUGGAGCAGAACCUUUUGACCCUUUUAGCUGUGGAGCAGGAGAUUUCCCUCCAGACAUUCAGUCCAAACUAGACGAGAUGCAGGAGGGGUUCAAAAUGGGAUUAACUCUUGAAGGCACAGUAUUCUGUCUUGACCCACUAGACAGCAGGUGCUGAUGCCAAGAAAGUCAAUGUGAAUUUCCUCCACAGUGGGUUUUUUUUAUUUCUGAACACAUACUCACAGAUACUAUCCAUGUGCCAAAAAUUGCUUUUUUCAACAUGUAAACUCUUGUGAGGCUUGCUUCUGUAAAAAUUCAACUUAUUUCCAGUCUUUCCCUGUACAAAUGUAAAAAGUUGUAUUUGUUUAUGGAUUAUGGAUUAAAUUACGCUGUUGUGUUUCUUUCUGUCACAUUUUGGCCCGAGUUUACUAUGCUUUAUGACUAUUAGCUUGGAGAAGUUCUUCAGAAGGUCACUCAUACCUCUCUCUCUGUCUCUCUCUGCAAAUGUGCAGGCAUGAAUUCUACAUAAUACUUUACCUGGCAGCAUUUUGAAAUUAUGCUUUUAAGGUAUUAUUUAAUAUUCAAGCAGUAAAAUUAUUAAUAUCUGCUACAAAAAUUUCAAUUUGCAGUGAGAAAAGCAUAAAAUACUAACCAUUACUAUAUGCUUCAAAAGUAAAUCUGGAUGCAGUGUGGUUGAUUUCCAUCACCGUGUGUGGUUACUGUCCCGUACAUAUGUUGUCAUUGGCUUAUUCAAUCCAGAUUUUAGGUCCUUCAUUCAUGUUUUAGAAACUAACAAGUUGUUAGUCUGCUAAUUAGUGCUUAAUGAGCCUAGAAGAACUGCUAAAUUGCAGAAUGGCCAAGCAACCAGCCUUUGUUUUGAUAUUUUAUAGCUGAAGUGUAAAGUAUGUAACUUGGAGUCCAUUACAUGCUAGCCAUAACUUAAAAGGAAGAUUAUGGUCCUGCAUUUGCUUAGGAACUUAUGUAAUUUUGUGUAUAAGCAGGCACCGGGCUCACUUCUGUAAUUACUUUCAACACCUGAGUGUUUACAGCCAGGCUCUGUUGAGUAUAAUUCUUUUACUCUCUUCUUUAGUGUUCCAUGUCUUUAAUUUUGAGGCUUUCUGCAGAGAAACAAUUGUAAGUAAGUCCUUUGUACCCACUGGUUGUUCAUGUUACAGAAAUACCUGCACUCCAAAAUUCUCAGCUGCUGGUGAGAUUAAUGCUGACAUGUCUAUGCAUACUCUUCAUCAAUCUUUCUCAUAAGCAAUAAAACACCAUCUUAAACCUAUCUCAGAAAAUUAUCAUUAUGAGUUCAAUUCAAAAACUUUCCAACCUCUUGUAAUUUCCCUUCAAAACAUAAAAACGUGGAAACCCCCCUGCCAAAAUUUUCAGAUUAUUUUUAAUGAGAGGCUUUUUGCUGACACUUAUAGUUUUCUCCUUAACAGUCACAGUUUACACCAAAACCAUAUUUUUCAAUUUCAUCACGAGUAUUUUUAUGCCUUGUUCAACAAAGUACUUGUGCAUGUGCCUUUGGAGUCCUCUAAAAGAAUGGGAUUAUUCCUUUGCUGGGUUUGACACAUCCUCAGGUACCUUGCUGAAUUGGGGCCUUAACAUCCCACAUUACAUUUGUCUUCCUCUCUCUCAUUCUGAGUUCAUCAUUCAUAUAGAGUAUUAUAGAGAAAUAUAUAUAAAAAUAUAUUAAAUCACUAACAAAUAGAAUAGUAUAUGUUUCAUAAAGAAAAGUCUUUAUAAUUUUGUUUGUCAUAUAGUAUUUUCGAAUUUGUAUAAUGAGGAUGUUUAGUAGCCAUAGCAAUGGCCUUUUUUAACAAAUAGAAUUUGUAUUUUUAUUGUACUUUAAAAAGCUUUACAUAAUAAGCAUCUAUUUAGUGGUCAUUUAUUAUCAAUGGUAACACUAAGAUAAUAUUUGCACAUUUUAAGAAACCUUUUUCGUUACUGAUUUUUAUGAUAGUUGACUGCAAAUGGCAUGGUUAAAUCUUAUAUACCUGGUCAAUACAUACAAAAAUACUUAAAUCAACACAGCAGUGCAUUUUUAAUUUUUAUGUGAUCCAAUUGGAAACUGUAUUUCUAUGUAAUCUCAAAUGUCUGUUUAAUUUUGCCUAAAAUAAAUGUUUUUAAAUAAA
Messenger RNA from Passer montanus (Eurasian tree sparrow), 3323 nucleotides. RefSeq names its product GULP PTB domain containing engulfment adaptor 1 (gene GULP1). The record is from RefSeq and is a predicted model, not a curated record. NCBI's taxonomy places the organism in Eukaryota, Metazoa, Chordata, Aves, Passeriformes, Passeridae. The coding region runs from base 224 to 1363 and encodes 379 amino acids. The transcript is spliced from 14 exons.